Phaeodactylum tricornutum CCAP 1055/1 is the source of this 1356-nucleotide messenger RNA. RefSeq lists its product with no specific name. The record is from RefSeq and is a predicted model, not a curated record. The transcript has a single exon. The annotation marks the transcript as partial. Lineage: Eukaryota; Bacillariophyta; Bacillariophyceae; Surirellales; Neidiaceae. Gene Ontology annotation, molecular function: molecular adaptor activity. Gene Ontology annotation, biological process: nuclear-transcribed mRNA catabolic process, deadenylation-dependent decay. Gene Ontology annotation, cellular component: P-body; CCR4-NOT core complex.
CGGCCGGGACUACUACUAGUAGCGGCAAGAUGUUCAACUUUGGUAUGUUCGCGCUCGAACAAUUUAAAGGCCGGCUUCAUGAAUGGCCACAGUAUUGCUCCCAUAUUGUACAGAUACCACACUUGAAAGAUGGCUACGCUGCGUUAGUUUCUGAGAUUGAACGAGAAAUGAGCAAGAAUCAGGGCGCUGCUUCCGUGGCAGGCCAACAGCCUCCUGUACCAAAAGUUCUUGAAUCAGGACUCGCUGGCGACACUUUACUACCUCAUCCACCGGGCGAGGCAAUAACGUCCCAUCGAUCCCAAAGUGCUCCCGUACCAAGUGCGCUUGAGCUAUCGUCGGAGGUGCUGAACUUAUCCUCGCCGCCGCGGGUUGCCGAGUUUGGGCCUAAGCUUGGGCGUGCCGUGACGGAUAGUCCUGAUUCCGAAAACGACUUUGAUGCUCCGACGGAUACGGUUUUAGACCGCGUCCAGUUCUUGGUGAAUAAUCUUGCACAGUCAAACGUAGAGCAGAAGGCUCAGGACCUCAAGGAGAUGUUGGACCCAAAGUACUUUGGUUGGCUUGGUCAUUUUUUGGUUGUAAAGCGCAUUAGCACACAAGCAAAUUUUCAUUCGCUCUAUUUGUCAUUCCUCGACAAUCUAGGGGACUAUGGAAAAGGUUUGAUGGAAGCGAUCAUCAAUAGCGUUUACCGCAACAUCGGAAAGCUUCUUCGAUCGUCCAAAAUUACGACGUCGUCAUCGGAGCGAGGAUAUCUCAAGAAUCUAGGAAUUUGGCUUGGUCAGAUUACUCUGGCUCGAAAUCGGCCAAUUCUGCAGAUUAUGUUGGACGCAAAGGAAUUGCUACUCCAGGGAUACGAAACGGGCAAGCUGAUCGCGGUUGCCCCGUUUUUGGCAAAGACCCUUGAGGGUGCGAAAAAUUCCAGAAUUUUUCGUCCACCAAAUCCUUGGCUCAUGGGCAUUCUUGGUGUAUUUCGGUCGGUUUACAUGGUCGACGGUCUCAAGAUGAAUAUUAAAUUCGAAGUUGAAGUUCUCUGCAAAAAUCUUGGCAUAAAGCUGGAAGAGAUUCCGCUCCGCAACGGCGUCCUGGCGAAGCGCAUCGCACCGGUGAAAGAACGUAAUCCUGAUUUUAACAUCAAGAGCGCAUCAUCGGGGUCAAAGUCGUCCGCAACGGGAGUCGUGCCUUCCCGCUCUCUUGUCGGUAGCUCUGAGGCUCAGUCUCUCAAUUUGCCGAUUCCGUCGACAGUACCAAGUAGCGAGGAUAAGUCGGGGCAAGACCCACAGGACACGGUAAUACCUAAUCUUGCCUCUUACGUCACAGUCAACGCAAGCUUGCCGCAGCUUCUCCAAACCCAAGGGAGCC